This is a messenger RNA of Sphaeramia orbicularis (orbiculate cardinalfish), 2312 nucleotides long. RefSeq names its product myogenesis-regulating glycosidase-like. Gene Ontology annotation, molecular function: hydrolase activity, hydrolyzing O-glycosyl compounds. The record is from RefSeq and is a predicted model, not a curated record. NCBI's taxonomy places the organism in Eukaryota, Metazoa, Chordata, Actinopteri, Kurtiformes, Apogonidae. The coding region runs from base 221 to 2305 and encodes 694 amino acids. The transcript has 6 exons. Gene Ontology annotation, biological process: carbohydrate metabolic process; skeletal muscle fiber development.
CAUUUUUCAUCAUAACCAAACUUGGACAGAUGCUUCCACAGUGGGCGCUCGGCUGUGGACUGGCAGCUCGUUGUUAAGCCAGUCUCCUUCCAUGUCCAUGCUGGUCUAGGUGAAGACGAUAGUGAAGAAAUUCUCGCUCAGACUGACGUCCAGUGAAGCUCAGCAGGCUGCCAGCCGUCCACACCUGCCUCUGUCCACCUGACUGCCUCAGGUCUUCAGUAUGUAUCAGAUCGUCCCGGUGGCUCCUGGGGAGCAGCAGAUGGUGGGCGGCGGUGCGAGCGGCUCCCCCCUUAAGAAGAAGCUGGCUCGUGAAGGCCGGCCCCUGGUGAUGGCGGGUAUGUUGGGCUGUGUGCUGGUGUUGGCUGCUGUGGUGGCGUGGUGUUACUACUCGGCGUCUCUGCGUAAAGCUCACCUGCUGAAGACCGAGCUGCUGGACCUCAACAAAGACGGCUUCAUCAUUCGGAACCAGGCGGGGGCAGUCAUCUUCACCAUGACAUUCAGGUCUGGCACUCUGGAUCUGGACUCCUGCUCCAAGGAGGGAAAUAUUCUCAGCUGCGCUCGCUCGGACUCUGGCAAACUCAACUUCUUUAUCCAGACAGUGCGGCCAAAGAACACGGUGAUGUGUUACCGUGUUCGAUGGGAGGAGCUGCAAGACAAGCACCUGGUGGAACACACCAUGGACUAUAAUGUGUCUCACUGGUACGGCGGCGCAGAGCUGGCCACGCAGCAUUGGCCUAUAUGGAUUCAGGGUGAGGAGGAACCCAGGCCUUUCAUAGCCAGUGACGUGUACUCAAAUCGAAACGCUUUCGGAGGAAUUCUGGAACGCUAUUGGCUGUCAUCAAAUGCGACUGCCAUCAAGAUUAAUGACUCUGUACCGUUUCAUCUGGGCUGGUCGGAGAAGGACAGGACGCUGAGGUUCCAGGCUCGAUACCGGGACUCCCCGUUCCGACCGGCAGAGGGACAGCAGCCCUUCCCGGAACUCAGCUACAGAGUGUGUGUGGGUUCUGACGUCACCUCUAUUCACAAAUACAUGGUGCGUCGGUAUUUUCCUAAACCUGUCAAGGUUCCAUCUACUGAGGUCUUCAAACACCCGGUGUGGUCCACGUGGGCUAUCCACAAGACCGCCAUCACCCAGGAGAAGCUGCUGCGCUACGCCUCUGACAUCAUCACACACGGCUUCACCUGUUCCCAUCUGGAGCUGGACGACCGCUACACUGCCGAUUACGGGGAAUUUGACUUUGACCCGCAGAAGUUCCCCAACGCCAGCGGUAUGUUUGACAAACUUAGGGAAGACGGCUUUCAGGUGUCGCUCUGGACGCAUCCAUUCAUCAACUAUGACUCCAUGAACUUCGGAGUUGGCGUGGAAAAGGGGAUGUUUGUGCGUGAACCUGGCGGUGAGCUGCCCGCUCUGGUCCGCUGGUGGAACGGUAUUGGAGGAAUCCUGGACUUCACCAACCCAGAGGCCCGCGACUGGUAUUCCUCACAUCUGCGAACGCUCAAAAGCCGCUACCACGUCACCUCCUUCAAGUUUGACGCAGGAGAGACCAGCUACCUCCCCCGUCAGUUCAGCACCCUGGUCCCGCUGUCCGACCCCUCCACCUUCAGCCGCCGCUACGCAGAGAUGGCCAUCCCGUUCAGCGAGCGCGCAGAGCUGAGGGUGGGCUACCAGAGCCAGGACGUCUCCUGCUUCUUCAGGAUCAUCGACAGAGAUUCGGUGUGGGGCUACGAGUUAGGCCUCAAGUCCAUCAUCCCCACUGUUUUAACCAUCGGCAUUCUGGGAUACCAGUUUGUGCUGCCUGAUAUGAUCGGAGGGAAUGCGUACCCCAACCGCACUGCAGGAGCUGUAGGUGACAGAAGUGGCCUUCCAGACAGAGAGCUGUACAUCCGAUGGUUGGAGCUGUCGGCCUUCAUGCCUGCUAUGCAGUUCUCCAUCCCACCGUGGGCCUAUGACAAUGAGGUGAUACAGAUAGCGCAGAAGUUCACUCAGCUCCAUGAGACUCUGGUGGCCCCGAGGGUUCUGGAGCUGGCUGGUGAGGUUCUCGACACAGGGGAUCCGAUCAUAAGGCCGCUCUGGUGGAUUGCCAAUGAUGAUGAGGUGGCCUAUAAAAUCGACUCCCAGUUCCUGAUUGGGGACGAUCUUCUGGUGGCUCCAGUGUUGGAACCGGGGAAACAGGAGAGGGACAUCUACCUGCCUGCAGGACGAUGGAGGAGCCACAAGGGCGAGCGCGAGCAUAAAGGGCCCAUAUACCUCACAGACCACCCUGUGGACCUGGAUGAGGUGGCUUACUUUACAUGGGUUCACUGAAGAGGCU